AUGGCAGCCCCCACAUUGUCUGCCAUGAUCGACCCGACAAAGCAGGCCGAAUACCCAAUUGUGCUGGGCGAGAGGCUGCAGAACUCCGACACAAGCCGACUCAUUAACAUCAACUACAACCACAAAUCCAAGUCCGCCACCUCACAACAACGCUCCACUAUCUCGCACUCGCGAUCGACCGAGACUGACCUUUACGACCUCGAGGUUACUGAUAAGGCCCCGAAUGCCGAUCACUCAUUGGUCUAUUCCUACAAAGGCAGCGAAGGGCGCUCGGGCGAACGAAGCCUCGUUCUGAUCUUUGACCCGGAGCGGAAAGUCUUUGUUCUGGAACCAGUCUCGACAACCUUCAACUUUAAUUUACGGUCGGCGCCAGGGAAGACGGAGAAACAAGUUCGCGAGCAAUAUGAACAACUGCAGAUAAAGGAAGAGGAUGAACCAGCCACCUCGGGCGAAGACCGUCACACGGGGAGCGCCAGUGAGGAUGAGGGCCCGGCCGACGCGAGCAAUCCUUACGACUACCGACACUUCCUCCCCAAAAAUCGGCCGCAAGGUGACAAGCCAAUCUCCGGCCACAGCACCCCGGAACCUACCACAAGCAGGGCCAACACACCCUUGAUACCGACUGCCAAACCCACGCCGAAACCCGCCUCCCGCCCCAAACCCCAGGCAAACCCACUGCGACAGAAGAAACAGCCAGCCAGACAACCAGCCAAAGCACAACCGCCUGCGAAGCCAAGCGAGCCGGUCAGACAUCAGGAGCCACGGGAGCAAGAGGAUACUCGCUCGUCCCCAUCUGAUGCAGGGACGGGCUCACAACAAACCGGACAAUCUCCAGGCUCCAACAUCAUUGUUGAUGGAGAUCUCAUUAUUGACAUGGGUUCUCCACCCCCGUCGCGCUCAUUCCUCGUCAACCCAGCCUACUUCUCGUCCAAUAAUACCCCAGCAGAUGACGAGGGAGACGAAGGCAUAGGAGAGUUUAGUCUGCCCUCUCCGGCUACCAAUAUGGUCCCAGCUACUUUGGCAGCGACUACAGAGACAGCCGUGACAGAAGAUGAAGUGGAGGACGACGAUGCUUUGGCGGCAGAGAUGGAGGCCGCUUUUGAGCAAAGUGCUCGUGAAGAGGAGGCUCGAAACCAGUAUAUUCAACCCACCAGGCAAUAUGUUCCCAGUGACGAUGAGAGUGAGGUCAGUGAGGAGGAGUGA
Messenger RNA from Penicillium bovifimosum, 1203 nucleotides. RefSeq names its product ELL-associated factor. Lineage: Eukaryota; Fungi; Ascomycota; Eurotiomycetes; Eurotiales; Aspergillaceae. The transcript has a single exon. The coding region runs from base 1 to 1203 and encodes 400 amino acids. The record is from RefSeq and is a predicted model, not a curated record.